CUGGUAUACCGUGGCCUUCGAAGCAACCUGUGCCAGACUGCGCUUUGCUCCUUCACGACUGCCUACCAGUAGAUAAACAAAUAUAAUAGUCUCUAGCGCAGCUGAAUAUCGAGAAGAGCCUCGCGAUCCUUCACCGAUAUCUUCUCUUAGGUUCGGAGGUUAUCUCCGCCCUCCGCUCAUUCGGAAGCGUUGUCCACCUAUCUGUGCGCUCCCGAGGCGAGGAGCAAACACUUGCGUCGACACAACUGCCUUGCUGGGCGACAGCGACAGUCAAUUGAGCCCAAGCGCGCCCUAAUUGACUACCAGCGAUUUGACUUCCGCUCGAUAACCGAACUUUGUCGACGCAGCUAAUCCCAUCCGAUGUAGCCGGCGACGGCAAUGACAGCAUUGUCAGCUGUCAACGAGCUUUCAAAAGCGCCCUUACUCCACCCACUGCAGGAGGAUACAAUGAACGCAUUGGGUGAAAUAUUGAGCGAGGAAGAGUAGAGAAAAGACGAAUGAAGGGAUGAUGAUCGUUUGGACGCUUAUGCAGGUAUCGAUAGCGAGGGCUCGAUCAGAACCGCAGCUCAGAUGAGGAACACCACGUAUGGUGAUAGCUGGGCAUGGUCAGGAGACGACGAGUCGGUAAAGGUUCCGGUUUGAAUUAAAUGUAAAAGCCCAAGUGCGGUACUGGCAGUGACACAAGGCACAGGGAGCAGUGCCCAGGAUGGCUACCUAGGUACCAUCCGAGUCUUCGAUACUAGUAUCAGCUGGUUGUUUGCAUACAGUUCCCAACGGAUUCGGCGCCAAUUGCGAUGGUCUAGCAUUUGCGUGUCCAGGACGGGCGCCCAGGAAGCAACGAGAAAGGAACGAGUGCUCGCAGUAUACCUAGCAUUUUGGCCCAUGGUGCAGUGCGCUUGGGUCGCGAGGUGUGCGAGAUCGAACAACAGUCCUGAGCACUACUAAUAGGACAGCACACGAGAGCAUCAUGUCUACCUACGGUACCUGGUAGGUACCUGCAGUAUAGCAACAAGUGAGUCCUUGUCGGAUCACGUAGCUCCCUACUACCUUCUCUUGGAAACAAUACUACUGUACCUAGGUAGGUAGUAUUCGGUGCCUGCGCCAGAUUGUUUCUAGCGCUUCUAGUCUUUCGGAAGAGCUGCAACGGUGGCCGCGGAAGCAGGUCCUGGUCUGUUUAGGGUGCCAGUGUUCAGGUUGUCCAAGUUUGGAAACAUUUUGGAAACAUGGUUCCCAUCCGCCAGAUACCAGGCACUCUUGUUUGUUGAAGCGGUUCGAAAAUCACUCAUCCCACAAUCAGUCACAGGCCGCCGCUGCCAUAGACAACCUACCACAGGCUGAGGUCCCAGCCAGCAGCGAUAUCAUCACUUCACCCGCGCUUGGUUGGCACUGCUGACACAUUCCUAGUUUGCAAACACAAAACCUCCCUUUUCCCAUCUGGGCCAGCCACCAACCAACCCUGCUUACCCGCCGUUCUGGACACGCAGGGUUGUGACCCCUGCGAUCGUUUCCAUCGAAUUUCGCCCUCUCAAGGACCUACUGGCCGCCUAUCCUCCGGCCUGCAAACCCUGGACCAACGCCGCAUGGUCCUUGUCCAAGCCUCCUCCACCGCAUCGGUCCAGUGGUUACUUCGGAUGCCCUUCUUCUGCGUCAUUAGCUGUCUGUCCGCUUGUCAUCCUCGAAUCGAACCAUAAAAUUAUACAACUUGACACAGAGCUAGUAUCGGGGAAGACCAUGGCAGACCAGGGGAUGGUUGAAAUAAAGUCCUGGGCAACAAAUGAUAUGUUUGACAGUGUUUGCGUUGGAUAUCCAGCUCGCAAUCCGCCAUCGCUCUCCUAGUCUCGACCAGCAGACGAAUAUACGGAUGGUAGUCCCCCGGUCUUUGGACCCGUCAUGAGGCGCUUCGCCGGUUUGAUCCCGCGAGACAAGGGGCGCAAUCCCAUCCAAUAUGGGACCUGAAAGAGCGACGUAUCCUGCUUUACCCUGGCCUCCCCGGCUACUCAGUCGGGACAGCCUGGGAGACUUUGGCUAGCGCUCAUUGCAGGCCGCGAUUCGUCUUUCCCUGGUCGCAUUAAGGAUCACUUCUAGUCUCCGUGGCUGGACUUCGGGUCCCACCAUCCGCUCUUCUGACACCUUGUGUGAUCCACCGACACCAGCAUCGGAAGAAUCCACUUGGGGCCUGAUGGGCGAAGCCUUGCAGCUCCCUGUUCCACCAGCAAGCCUGUUUGGAACCUGCCCUGUCAAUCCGAUGUACCGAAAGGGGGUAGCUGCAGCUGUCCUUGAGCCCUCCGGUAUAAUUCAUCUAGAUCUCCUUCCCGAGUGUCAAAAAGUUUUGUUACACGUUCCUUGACUUUCUCGCACCUCUGCGCUCGACAUUCUUUGUUUAGUUGAUAUUAUUCACAUCUUGUCUUGAUUUCUUUUGUCGCAGAUCAAACCCGGCCCAGGCCCCUAGUGAAUUUCCUGCCAACUUCAACCUGACAGUCACAGUCACUCGAUACAUCACCCACCCCUUAACGCUCCGUCUGCUCAGUCGCGCCGCAUUCGGUCGAGUAUUCAAUUACGCGCAAUCACCCAUCCGAGACUCGAGAGACUACCUGUACUAUAUGUCCGCAAUCCUACUUCGAACGCUUGCCGUCUUCAAUCCACACACCGCCGCGCUAGAUCCUCUCUGACAGUCCGGAAACUCAAAUUCUGAACGCGACUCCUUUGCUCGUGCCGCAUUCCUCCCUUGACUCGCUCCGUUCCCUCUUACAAAGACGUUGAAGCGGGCGAUUAACGAUAUCUUGUACAACAUCAAGGGCUUUUUCGCUCUUCACUGGCUCAGUUCAAGCCUGGACUGUUGCCUCCCCAACACUACACGAUGACUUCCUCAACUUCGAGUUCCGCUCCUUGUAACAUGGGUCGUGGUGGAUACGACACUACCGGGGUUCCGAAGCCCAAACCGCCUGCGAAAUAAGUCAUCAUAUCGUCUGUCUUUGGAGACAGGCACUCUGGCAAAAUUGGGGUUCCCCUGAUCCUUCCCGCCCGUCAACAUGGGUUCACAUCUGCUGGCACGAAUCGUCGGUAUUCCGGCCUCUUCAUCAGCAACACACACAAGUCUUGAUCGCGACGUCCAACUGUCAAACAAUCGGUCAAGCACCGUCGGCUUUCUCGCAAGAUUCCUAAUCCUUCGAUCUGCUAUUCGACUACCCUGUACAAGUAUCGUUCUCGGACCAUUAUCAGCGUUUUUCGGCGACAUUAUUUUGCAUGCAUGCACGGCGCAGUCUCUUUCGGAAAUCCACGAGCGUGACCCUCACGCGUGUACAACCUGUGUAUCAAAAAGUCUUUUUCGGUGCGGCGUUUCAGUUUAGAUGGUUAUGGGAGGCUGGGAAACAAAAUGGGGGCAAGGUUAUCGGCACGAUAGAAUGUAUGACUCAGGUCACUUUUCUUUGGAGUUCUUUGGGUGGUUUAGAUUGUGGAGGGUGUUUUUGUUGACAAGGGCGGCUUCGCAGUCAAGGCGUGUUAGUCCUAAUACUCGCAGCACACUAUCAGCGGCGAGGGGUGCUGGGAAUAUCAGACCUUGUGGCCGCUUCAGAGUCACCACUAAAGGGUGAUGAAUGACUCAAACUUGUGGCCUGGUUGAAGAGCCGUAAUAAAUAGCCUCAAUAAAUGAGUGAGAUAUGUUUCAAAGC
Messenger RNA from Exophiala dermatitidis NIH/UT8656, 3668 nucleotides. RefSeq lists its product as uncharacterized. Lineage: Eukaryota; Fungi; Ascomycota; Eurotiomycetes; Chaetothyriales; Herpotrichiellaceae. Bases 3030 to 3347 code for a protein of 105 amino acids. The transcript is spliced from 2 exons. The record is from RefSeq and is a predicted model, not a curated record.